AUGAAAUUCAACAAGAGGAAGAAAUCCUGCAAGAUAAAGAAGAAGAACUAUGGAGGCAGGAAAGAGAAGGAGGGUUAUAACUCCGAGAUAGAGUCCGACGACAUACUGUCCUCGGAGGCAUCGGACACUGGGAACCAUAGAACGAAACUGGGGAAGAACAAAAAGCGCCACGUCGCAUCGGUUGAUGGGCGCACCACAGAUGACGACGCAACAGGUGGCGAUGCAAGUGACUUUGAUGAGGAUGGUACCAGUGGGGACGAAAAUGGAAACGCUUUCAAUAACCCGGAGGAGAGGAAAAUACACCUGGCCAAAAAAUACCUCAGAGAUAUGGGUAUACAAAGUAGCGAUGAUGACAAGUCCCAAAGUGAUUCCCCUGAGAACAGUGAUGAGGAAGACAAGUCGGAUUCGAAUUUUAGCGACAACCUUUGUUCCUAUGGAAAUGAUGAACAGAGGGAACAAAUCAGUAAACUCAUGAUGCAAAAGGAGAGACAAAAGAGCAGGAGAGCGCUCCUAAAUUUGGGAAAUAAAAUCAAAAUUGUUCAUGACCAGAAAUUGGCUUCUUCCAAGGGGAUUGCCAAGAAUGGGUCAACUUGCAUGAACCGUUCAGGUGAAAAUGGCCAAAGCGAUCAAACUAACCUACAUGACGAACAUGCUUUUUUUUUCCGCGGACACAAAAAAAGCGUCACGUGCGUUGCUUGCCCAGAUUUUAACCUUUCCUUCUUUGACUACUACGAGUACGAUGUGGGAAUUGGCGCGUGCGGUGAGCGUGACACCUACGCAGGGUACAACAGCGGGAAGUUUUACAAAGAGGACAAUUCCAGGAGCAGCCAGCAGGGGGGAAGCGACCCCUUUGGAGAUAACCCCCAACAUGCCAUGCAGCCGAAGAUGUUCCCCAAUGUUUCCCUCAGCACGGCCUACACGGGUGGAAAAGACGCCUGCAUCAUCGAGUGGGAUUUAGCUAGAGGAGAAAAGGUUCACAUUUAUAAAGGAAACCCUAGCGCCUUCCAACAUUUCGGAAAGAGCGACGGAAUAAGCCAUUUCAAGAGUGUAAUGGAUUUGUAUUGUGACAAAUUUAAUUCCUUCUUCAUAUCUGUUGGAGCGGACAAUUUAAUAAACACAUGGGACAACAGAGUGAAGAAAACAUGCACCCAUUCUGUAGUUGGACACAAAAAUGUCAUUAGCGCAAUUAUUGGAAGCAAUGAAAACACAGAUGAGUUAAAUAUGGAAUUUAAUUUCUUCACGUCCUCCUACGAUAAAUCGAUUAAAUUAUGGGACUUGCGAUUUUUGGACAAAUGUAUUAAUACUUAUAUGGGACAUACGAAUAACAUUUUAAGCAUGACUUCUUUAGCCCAGAAUAAAUUAAUAACCAGUUCGAGUGAUUAUACUCUCCGUUUUUGGAACACCAAAAAUGACAACCAUAUUUUGUUUAAUUUAAAUUACGAAAUUGUGGAGUCCUGCUGUUCCCUUAACAACAGGGUCUUCAUCGCCGGGACGUUUUCUGGCCAUAUUUACAUUUUUUCAUCCUCUUAUAAGAAGCCUAUUUGUAUUUGCAAAAAUGCACACAGUUCGUACGCAGUGACGGCGUUGGUUAGCAUCCCGUUUACGGACAUUUUCAUUUCCGGGUCCUACGAUGGGUACGUAAAUUUUUGGCAGUACAAGAGCGUUAGCAAAACGUCGGCUACCAUGCGGAAGAUCCUUGCCGUUCCGGUGAAUGGCGCGAUAAGCAAAUUUUCCUUUUCGCCCAACUACGCCUAUUUGUUUGCCGCCGUGGGGGACGAGAUGAAACAUGGCAAGUGGACGCGCACGAACAGCAAGUACGGGCUGGCCGUCAUUCCCCUGUGCUUUUUGCGCUGA
Plasmodium fragile is the source of this 1854-nucleotide messenger RNA. RefSeq lists its product as uncharacterized. The record is from RefSeq and is a predicted model, not a curated record. NCBI's taxonomy places the organism in Eukaryota, Apicomplexa, Aconoidasida, Haemosporida, Plasmodiidae. The transcript has a single exon. Bases 1 to 1854 code for a protein of 617 amino acids. Gene Ontology annotation, cellular component: small-subunit processome. Gene Ontology annotation, molecular function: protein binding; snoRNA binding.